AUUCUUUUCAAAUUCACGAAAUCCAUCAUGAGAAUCCAAAAAGUUGAAUAUUUCAAGCCUCAAUUUGGUGAGACUCAUGGUCUCUUUGGUUUGAGAUAUCUCAAGCAUCACAACAUGCGAGAUGAAUCUUGGAAAGUUCAUGACUUAAUUGAGCAAUACGAGCGUAUCAAUGCAGUCUAUGCAAAAGACAACAAUGUCAAAAAGUUGCAGCAUGAACAAGAGGAAAUGGAACAGUCUGACGAAUACAAAAUUUUAAAGAAGCAAAAGAAAGAUAAAAUCGAGGAACUGCAAAUACUUUUGAAAGGCGAUGUCCAAAGAACUAAAAAUGUUCUCAUGAAUUUUCCAUCAUACAUGCGAAUGUAUCAGAACAAGCAGUCGUACGAGGUUCUUGAGGAACUUGAAUAUAAAACAUUUAUGAUGACAAAGACACUUGAUCGAUACACGAGUAAACGAGAGAAGCUUAUUAAAGGAUAUGAGACACGACUUCUCCAAAUCGCAACAAAACAGGAAAUCAACCGUUAUUAUGACAUAAAGGAAUUCCAACAAGAACGUGACACAAAACGACUUCUCGUCGAGAUCAAAAAUUCCGAAACUCGAUGCCGUGGAAUUGAAUCAAUUAAUUUGACUUACAAACAUAUUAUUAAUCAGCUGCUGCGUGAUUCACUUUUCUAUAAACCAGUCAUUGAUGCUCUAAAUUAUGAUUGGAAUGAGCAAACAAGAUUAGUACAGCAGACAUUCAAUAUUGGCUUUCCGGCUAUAAAUCAUGUGAAAAAAAUGGAUAAGGAAGUGAAGAAGCUUUUGAGAAUCAGUCAACAUGAAGAAAAUGCUCGAAUAAAGGAUAUUGUGAAAAUAAAGCAAACUCUCAGGGAACAUCCAAAACUUGUGAAGCAGUUUAUUCAACGGGAUUCCGAUUUUGUAAGAGUUGGCGAUCGAUAUAUUCGAGAAACGCCAUCAAUGACAGAAGCACGUGAAAAAGUUGAGAAAAUUGAGUUGGACAUAAAGUUGUUGAAGGAUAUUACAUUGAGUAAAAGUGCAGAAGUGAUAAUGUCAAGAACAUCAGAAAUGUUCACUUUAAUGGAUCUAAGCCGAGAAAUAAUAGCAGAAUCAAAUGUCAAGUACAAGAAAGUUAUGGCUGAUUAUGAGACCGCCAAUUUCAUCUAUCUCUUGCUGUUUGAUGGUCAACCGGAACUUUAUAAAGAACAAUUUUUGCCAGAAGUUGUUAAAAUAGAACAGGCAAUUAAAGCUGAAAAGGAGAUGCAGAAGCGUAAAUUGGAAUCGUCAAAAAGUCAGCAGAAUUUGAUUGGAACGAUGAGGUUUGCCAUGCAGCACAUAUUGAAUGUCCUUCAACAUAUUGGAACUGAAGAGUUUUACAUUGAACGCGAAUAUCCGACUGAAGUAUUGGAAUUGCCGCUAUUAAAAUUCAAUAGCAAAUUACCAGAACCACCGAAAAUCUUACAAUGGGAUUUUGAGAAUUUACUUGAAAUAAUAAUAACAAAAGUAAAUAUUAUGAUGGAGCAUUAUGAUGAAUUAAAUAAAGGCAUCGAUGUUGAUGAGGAACUGUUAGAGACCACCAAGACAUAUCAAGCAGCCGUUAUUGACGAUUCUCUGUUUUCUGAACUUCCACAAUCACCGUCUUUCGAAUUUGAUUUUUAAAAAUGGAAAUUUAUAUCAUUAGUUAUUCUGAAUCGAUUAUUGGAUGAGAAAUGUUGUGAAUGGGGAAGAAAUUGCUUUCUAAGUAACGAGGAAAUGAAUUAUUUUGAAUAAAUUUGUACAAUGGCUUCAUAAAAGCUAUUAAAAG
Molecule: messenger RNA, 1798 nt
Organism: Chironomus riparius
Lineage: Eukaryota; Metazoa; Arthropoda; Insecta; Diptera; Chironomidae
Source: the annotation of a GenBank genome assembly